Dissoconium aciculare CBS 342.82 is the source of this 2157-nucleotide messenger RNA. Its product is annotated as Di-copper centre-containing protein. The record is from RefSeq and is a predicted model, not a curated record. The transcript is spliced from 7 exons. Gene Ontology annotation, molecular function: oxidoreductase activity. Lineage: Eukaryota; Fungi; Ascomycota; Dothideomycetes; Mycosphaerellales; Dissoconiaceae. The coding region runs from base 123 to 2141 and encodes 672 amino acids.
GAGAGUUCUUCGACCGCCUCUUCUCGCAUGAAGUACUCCUUUGAAAAGACGAGCUAUCCCGGACUCAUAAUCCCACCGAUCAUACUCAGCUUGAGUUGUGUCCGUUCGUCGAGCGCAUCGCCAUGGCGUCCGAGUGGAGCGAAUACCUCGCCAAUGGGAUCCCCGUCGCCGAGGGUGAAACCAUACCCAACCGCAAGGAGAUCCGUUCGUUGACCGACGCGGAACUCUACGUAUACGUCAAAGGACUCCGACUGUUCUACGAUGUGGACAAACAGGAUCCGCUCUCCUACUUCCAGAUCGCCGGAAUUCACGGAUUGCCGUAUGAGAAUUGGCCGACGAACGAAGCCUGGAAUGACAUUCCCGUCAGAAAAGUCGACCCCAAUCCCAACGCGCCUGAGCGGGACUUUGGUGGUUUCUGUACCCAUUCCUCCAUUUUGUUCCUCACCUGGCACCGUCCGUAUCUGGCACUUUUCGAGUCGGCUCUCUAUAAGCAUGUCCAGGAAGCAGCACGGUUGGUCGACGAUCAAGAUCCCCUCAAGUCGGAAUAUCUCGCAGCUGCCAAAAGCUUCCGCAUGCCGUAUUGGGACUGGGCGCUCCCACGAGACAUUGGAUCCGUCUUUCCGCUGUUCGCUCUGACUGACGAUGGUUUGCCCGGGGACAUCAAAUCCAAGGCCAAGUUGGAUUACAAUCCGCUUUUCAAAUAUGUCUUUCCGGCGGAGGACGGCGCGUCUGCGGAGGAACAGGCCGCGUGGGACGCCCUCACAUAUAAGGGCAAAGGCGAGGUCGUACGAUAUCCUCUAGGUCGUCAGCCCUCCGAUGGGGAGAAGGGAGACAUGGAGAACGCGCUUGAGACCUUUUUCGCGCAACAAGAAUCUACUCUGCCUCCCCCUGGUCAGAAUCUGACCGAGCGCAUCACGUACCUCCUCCAAGGCUACAGUGAAUUUGGCCCCUUCAGCCACAAUCGUUAUUUCCCGCCCACUGACAAGGACGAUCCCACCAUGGACGCCAACAAAUACGGCAGCGUCGAGGAUGUGCAUAAUUACUUGCACGAUCUCAUCGGAGGAGGAGGACAGAUGGGUGAUCCUGCCACAUCCGCUUUCGACCCUAUCUUCUGGCUGCAUCACACGAACAUCGAUCGCUUACUUGCCAUCUGGCAAGGUCUGUGGCAAGAAGACAACAAGGCCGAUACAUGGGUGACUCCGCAGCCCAACGGCAAGGCGAACAUCGUCCAACUCCAAAAAGAUGAGCAGACCGUGCUAACUAAACUGUAUCCGUUCCGACCCACGCCUACGACCUGGUAUGAUUCGAACACGAUGAAGCAGACCAAGGAUUUCGGAUACUACUAUCCCGAGACUGCCGGCACCACCUAUCCCAUCGAUGAGACCGCGAAGACAGCGCUGCGAGCCAAGAUCACCGCCUUGUACCCAUCUCCCGCGCGACUGUUCGUCAUGAGCAAGAAAGGGCUCGACGGGGCCGAGAAGACGCUACUUCCCAAGGCCGAAAUCGUCAAAUCUGUCGAGAGCGAAUCGGCGCCGGUCGCCGUUACCGCCGCUACAUCGCGAAAGCUCAAAGACCUCAUCCCCGCCAAUGACAAACAUCUCGAAUGGCUCGUCAACAUCAAGGCCGAGAAGCACGCCCUCGGAGGCGAUUACUCCGUCUUCAUCUUCCUGGGCCCUCCCGAUGACGCCCAGCCUAGCCAAUGGCAAUUCUCGCCGCUGUACGUCGGCGCAUUCUAUCCUUUCGGCCAGAGCAACGAGACCAGCUGCGCAAAUUGUCGAGAUGCCCAGCGUGACCACACCAACAUCACCGGUCAAAUCCCCUUGACCUUGGCCCUGAUGGAGAGAUAUCUCGUCGAUAUCAUCCCGGAUAUGCAACAUUCGACCGUGGUGGAGUAUCUGAAGGUCAACCUCCAUUGGCGAGUUCGAAAGAACGGCCGGAAACUCGACAACCGAUCAGACGUCGAUGGCCUCAAGGUCUUCGUCGUCACCAAUGAGGUCACUCUUCCCGAGCAUGAGUCUCGGUUACCCGACUAUGCCUAUGAUGUAACUCCCGUGUUGGAGAUCACCACGAAGGAGGAUGGAAGCGGCGGUAGAGGUGAAGGCACCGGGUUGACCAACGCCGAUGUUCCGAGUGCUCCGUAAGCGAUGAUCGCGUCAC